Messenger RNA from Didymella exigua CBS 183.55, 463 nucleotides. RefSeq lists its product as uncharacterized. Bases 302 to 463 code for a protein of 53 amino acids. NCBI's taxonomy places the organism in Eukaryota, Fungi, Ascomycota, Dothideomycetes, Pleosporales, Didymellaceae. The record is from RefSeq and is a predicted model, not a curated record. The transcript has 2 exons.
GCUAGUACUACAGUAGGUUAGCCUAGAGCUGUACAGGGCACUACAAAAGUAGUUAAAGAAAGAUUCUUUAAUAGAAAUCUUCUCUACUUCUAUAGCAGAUAUACAGAAAGCCUUAAAAAAAAAGGCCUCUAGGGACCCUUGUGUCCUCCUCCCUGACUACCUAAAGGAGGAGUUCUAGACGUUUAUAAAGGAAGAAGCAGACAAACUAGCUCCACACAGAGGAGCAGAUGUUGACUAUGCUAUUAAGCUUAUUAAGCAGGACGGCAAACUAGCAAUAAUCCCUUGGGGACCCCUAUACAGCAUGUCAAGAGAAGAACUCUUAGAAGUAGAUAUCCUUUAUUGGCCUUUGGCCAGACUACUACAACAACUAACUAGCUACCUAGACAGAGGCUUCAUUCGUGUGAGCAAAUCUAGCGCCUCAGCGCUAGUGCUAUUUGCCUGGAAACCUGGCAGAGGUCUCUAA